AAGCCACUAACCAUUCUGUUUGAUUUGUGAACAGGCAUCGGCGGGGGCAUCAUCCAGCACAACGAGCUGAUCCACGGCAGUACGUUCUGCGCGGCCGAGCUGGGCCACAUCAUGGUGUCUCUGGACGGGCCGGAGUGUAUGUGCGGCAGCCGUGGCUGCAUCGAGGCCUACGCAUCAGGCAUGGCCCUGCAGAAAGAAGCCAAGAGGCUUCAUGACGAGGAACUGCUGGAGGUGGAGGGGAUGGUGGAUCUGAAGAAGGCCGAGUUCGUCAGCGCCAUCCACCUCAUCAACGCAGCCCGCCUGGGCAACAGCAAGGCUGGAGCCGUUCUCAGAACAGCCAGCAUGGCCCUCGGAGUGGGCAUCGUCAACAUCCUCCACGUGGUCAACCCCUCUCUGGUCAUCCUGUCGGGAGUGCUGGCCGCCCACUACCAGGCACCUGUCCAGCAGGUCAUAGGUCAGAGAGCCCUCACCUCCGCCCAGCGCAUCCAGGUCCUGAUAUCCGACCUCGAAGAACCCGCCCUACUGGGGGCCGCUAGCAUGGUGCUGGACUACACAACCAGGCGCAUCUAUUAAGAACAUUACGGUAAUGGACUACACAUCCAGGUGCAUCCAUUAAAAACAUUAUGGUAAUGGAUUACACAACAGGUGCAUCUAUUAAGAACAUUACAGUAAUGGACUACACAACGGGUGCAUCUAUUAAGAACUAUUGGUCAGUUGUCAAGCUCUAGUUUUCAUUUGUGGUCCCCAACGGAGGAGGGACAUAUCUUGCAAUUCCCUGGUGUAGAAAGAUUUGCUAUUAGCAAAUAGAAAUGGCUAAGAUAGAAGGUAGCAUCUACAGAUAGAUCUGCUCAAUAGGGCCUACAUUUAUGCUGCUGUCCCAGAUGGGACAAUCUGACAUGCACAUGCUCUUCCAGCUAUCGACACCUUCGAUUGGACGAACCGUUGACGGUCAUU
Messenger RNA from Oncorhynchus nerka (sockeye salmon), 954 nucleotides. Its product is annotated as bifunctional UDP-N-acetylglucosamine 2-epimerase/N-acetylmannosamine kinase-like. Gene Ontology annotation, molecular function: UDP-N-acetylglucosamine 2-epimerase activity; N-acylmannosamine kinase activity. The record is from RefSeq and is a predicted model, not a curated record. Bases 112 to 573 code for a protein of 153 amino acids. NCBI's taxonomy places the organism in Eukaryota, Metazoa, Chordata, Actinopteri, Salmoniformes, Salmonidae. The transcript is spliced from 3 exons.